AUGCCAAUUACAUCAAAUUAAAAAGGAGCUAUAGUUGUAUAGAAUCUUUCAUGGCAAUGGGUUCAUCUACAGUUGGUGUGCCUCCGGGGUUCCGCUUCCACCCCACUGAUGAAGAGCUGCUUCAUUACUACUUGAAGAAGAAGGUUUCAUUUCAAAAAUUUGACAUGGAGGUCAUCAAAGAGGUCGACCUCAAUAGGAUGGAGCCUUGGGAGUUACAGGAGAGAUGUAGAAUAGGAUCGACUCCCCAAAAUGAGUGGUAUUUUUUCAGUCACAAGGACAGAAAGUACCCAACCGGAUCAAGGACGAAUAGAGCAACAAAUGCAGGGUUUUGGAAGGCAACAGGAAGGGAUAAGUGCAUCAGGAACAGCUACAGGAGUAUUGGUAUGAGGAAAACUCUUGUUUUCUAUAGAGGUAGAGCUCCCCAUGGCCAGAAGACUGACUGGAUCAUGCAUGAGUACAGGCUUGAAGAUGGUGUUGAUAUUCAAGGAAAGUCAUCCAUUGAGGAUGGAUGGGUUGUGUGCAAAGUUUUCAAGAAGAAGAAUCUAUUCAAGGUUGGCAACGAAGGAGGAACCGGCUGCAUCAUCUCUUCUGAUCAUCAACAACUCAACACCUCUUCAAGCACCAUUCAGCCUCGAAGUUUUAUGCACAACAAGGACAGCCAAUUUCUAGUGUUUCAAAGCCCUACUACUCAUCAUCAUCAGCAAGCUUUUGAACUAAACAAAACAGAGCUCGGCCUUCAUUAUCAGUACCCACACAUGGCUGCAAUAACACCUCAUUAUUCUCCUCUCCAAUCCCAAAACUUAAUGCCAACCCAUAACUACUCAUCGGCUCCUGGUUCAGGUUCCCCGGUAAUGGCUAAGCAAUUCAUUUCAAACGCUAGAGAUUGUGAGAGUGGCAGCGAGAGCUUUAGGUAUCCUCAAAGUUCCGAGGCGGGGUUAGAGGUGGGCACUUGUGAACCAGCAAAUGAUCAUCAACAAAUGGGUUUAGGAAGAGAUGAUGAUCAUCAACGGUUGAAUGAAUGGAGUAUGCUUGAUGGCAUUGUUACUCCUCACCUUGGAAAUGAUGGUUCUUCUAAAGGAGUGAGGUUUGAGGAUCCUAAUAAUGCAUCAUCAGUAAAUCCAAAUAAUCACCUCUCUUUGCGCGGAGAGAUGGAUUUUUGGGGCCAUGGAAAAUGAUUAUUCUCUCUCUCUCUCUCUCUCUCUCUCUCUCUCUCUCUCUCUCUCUCUCUCUCUCUCUUUUUAAUAAGUGAUUAUUUAUUUAUUUAUUUUUCCAUCUAUAUAUUACUCAUUAAAAAUCAAAAGAAAUUCAUAAUAGAGCUCAUUAUGUAAAAUGG
Molecule: messenger RNA, 1333 nt
Organism: Hevea brasiliensis (rubber tree)
Lineage: Eukaryota; Viridiplantae; Streptophyta; Magnoliopsida; Malpighiales; Euphorbiaceae
Product: protein BEARSKIN2-like
Exons: 3
Coding region: 51-1175 (374 amino acids)
Biological process (GO): regulation of DNA-templated transcription
Molecular function (GO): DNA binding
Source: RefSeq, a predicted model, not a curated record